Messenger RNA from Acanthamoeba castellanii str. Neff, 1464 nucleotides. RefSeq names its product methyltransferase domain containing protein. Gene Ontology annotation, molecular function: tRNA (guanine) methyltransferase activity. Bases 1 to 1464 code for a protein of 487 amino acids. NCBI's taxonomy places the organism in Eukaryota, Discosea, Longamoebia, Acanthamoebidae. Gene Ontology annotation, biological process: tRNA methylation. The transcript is spliced from 7 exons. The record is from RefSeq and is a predicted model, not a curated record.
AUGCAGCCGGAGCAGCAGUGGUGGGCGGUGACGUGCGGGCGGGGCAUGGAGCGGUUCGCGGCGCUGGAGGUGGCCCACAAGCUGCAGCCCAUCAGCGUUCGCCCCACCGACGGCAAACUGCACUUCCUCCUGCCGUCUGCCGCGGCAUCUCCACCCGCCCAGGCCGCACCACCGCCAUCGUCAUCUUCAUCCUCAUCUUCAUCUUCACUACCAGCGCCCGCCCAAGGAGACCAGGUGCUGAGUCGGCUGCGAGGGCUGAAGACCGCCGAGCGACUGUUCGUGCAGGUGCUGGCUCACUUUGAAGAAGAAGAAGGUGGUGAUGGCCGUAAUGGCGAGGCUGCCAAGGACAAGAGUCCACGCACGAUCAAGAGCGCCACGGGAGCCAACCCCUUCAAGAUCUACGAACACGGAGGACUCUUCGUGAUGGUGGGCUGGGCCGUGAGCUACGCCCACUUGUGGGAGCAAGCCGAGGUCGCGCGCCUCUUCGGCGCGCAGAUCAAGAACAAGCUCGGGUGGUACACGGACCUCAAGAACUACAACACCGAGGUCAUGAUCCAUCUGAACGACGAGCAGCUGGUCAUUGCGCUUCCUGUGGGCCGCGUGCCCAUCUCCAAGCGGUCCUACAUGGCCUCGUUCGGGCUCCGACCGCCCGUCGCCUGGGCCAUGGCCAGGCUUGUGGAGAUCGGCGAGGAGGAGGUUGUGUGCGACCCCAUGUGCGGCGCGGGCACGCUGCUGAUCGAGGCCGCGCAGGAGUGGCCCGGCGCGUGCUACGUCGGCAUGGACGUGAGCAACGAGCAGCUCGGCCUGUGCUUGGACAAUCUCCAGCAGUCGCGCACACAGUCGCGGAUCGCCGUGUGUCGCGCGCGAGUCGAAGCGUUGCCGCUCAGGGACGAGUCGGUCGACGCCGUGGUGUGCGAUCUGCCCUUCGGGCGCAAGUUCCAGGUGGGCGACGCGGCGGCCCUCGCUCGCCUCUACCGCGCGUUCGCCGCCGAAGCGCUCCGCGUCUUGCGCCCGCUUGGCCGGGCGGUGCUGCUGACGUCACAGACGGAGACGCUCGAGGAGGCGCUGCGAGCGGUGGACGCGGACGGCGGUACCUAUUGCUGGUCGGCCCUCAGUGAAAAGCACUACGUAAAGCUGGGCGCGCUCGAGGCCUGGAUUCACUGCGUGUGCAAAGAGCGGACGAGCGACGACGACAAAGAGCGAAGACGAUCGCGGCUUCGCGAGGAGGAGAGAACACGGAAGAAGCGGAAGGAGGAGGACAGGGCAGAGGCGAACGAUGGCGGAGAACAGUUAGAGGAGAAGAAGAGAAAGAAGAAGAAGAAGAAGAAGAAAGAGAAGACGGAUGAUGAUGAUGAUGAUGAUGAAGAAGAAGAAGAAGAUGAUGAAGAUGAAGCGGCACGGAAAGACAAGGACAAGGAAGAACGAAGGAACCGCAUCUUCAACGCGCUCUACUUCCGAAAAUGA